GUUCCGCGUCCUGAGCAGCUGUUUGGUUUCUCUCUGUUGCCGCCUGUUAAUUKUUCGUGUUUUUCCCACCAGAGAACGACAGACCCAGCUCUCUGGGGUCAGAGGUCAUCGACUUCAAUGUUCCUCUCACCACCACCUACAUGAAGCAGAUGAAGCUGCACUUCCUCAACAGCAGCAGCAGCAGCAACAACAACAAGGAUGACAGUUCACUGAGCAGUGAGGAGGAGGCAGAGAUGAGCGAGCCCACGUGGCUAGCAGCUGACCUGGGCGCGGUGUCGGACCUGAGCCCGGCCAGCCGCACGGAGAGGAUCCGCCACAGUCCCCAGAACAUCCACAGCAAGGACGACGACGAUGAUUCGUCGUCAGAAAGCGGCAGCGGUAACGGCCUACCUGCCCUGACUCCACCCUCCUCUGCUGUGACGGACGGCGCCAUCGUCAGGGAAACGGAGGUCGUCAACGGCGGCGGCGGCUCGGCGCCGCUGGACUUCAGCAGGCCGACCUCUUCCUCCUCGUCGUCGGAGGACCAGCAGGCGGGGAACCUGAGCGAGCGCCUGCCGCUGCCCACCUCACACCUUCCCAUCACCGUGUCGGCCGCCGCCGCCGCGCUGCUCGGCGCGCUGCACCCCAACGCGCCCGAGGAGCUGCGCAGGAAGUACCCGCUGGCCGCCAAGCCGCCGCAUUCGGCGCUGCCGCACAGCGCACACACACCGACGCACGCCGCCGCCGAGCUGCGACUGGACCGGGACGGCCGGGACUACGGCAACAAGAACAAACUUUAUGGCCCCAUUUUAGCCCCCGCCGAAGACCUCACCAUGGGGCGCCACGGCAACCAGGUCGCCCCCGACGAUGACGACGACGACCACGACGACCAUGACGACAACGACAAGAUCAACGACACGGAGGGCGUCGACCCUGAGAGACUAAAGGCCUUCAAUAUGUUUGUUCGCCUGUUUGUGGAUGAGAACCUGGACCGAAUGGUUCCGAUCUCCAAGCAGCCCAAGGAGAAGAUCCAAGCCAUCAUCGAGUCCUGCAGCAGACAAUUCCCAGAAUUCCAGGAACGCGCCCGCAAGCGCAUUCGCACCUACCUCAAAUCCUGCCGACGCAUGAAGAAGAACGGCAUGGAGACCCGCCCGACUCCACCUCACCUGACCUCGGCCAUGGCGGAAAACAUCCUGGCCGCCGCCUGCGAGAGCGAAUCCCGCAACGCCGCCAAGAGGAUGCGCCUCGAAGCUUUUCACGAUGAGCAGGUGAGCCUGGAAAAGCCGUCCGGCGGCGCCGCCCUGAGGGACCCCGUGUCCCUCGCUCACUCUGCCUACUCCUUGGCUGCAUCAGCCUUCCCCUCCCAGGACUCGCAGCUCUACAUCAACGGGGCCGGCCUCAGCUACGGUUACCGUGGUUACCCGGGCCUGAGCGCCGCCAUUCAGCACCCCGUCUCCCUGACGACCGGCGCCGCCACUCAGAGCAACGGUGAGCGAGAGACGAAGCUGGGAGGACGAUGAGGAUGAUGGGAUUCCAUGUCUGAAACUGGGUUACACAUCACUGAAGYGAUUAAUCGUGAUUAAUCGAUUAUUGAUUAUUAUUARUCUGGAGUUUUAGUGCCAUCUKGACCCAAAUAAUCCAGAAUCAUCUGUGAUGGAGCAGCGGAGAGUAGGAAAAACAGCAUCACUGUGCUUCAGUGAUCAAUCGGGUUAAUCAAGUWAUAAUCGAUUAAUCGUUAAAUGGAGAWUACAGAGAAAACCUGGA
Molecule: messenger RNA, 1743 nt
Organism: Poecilia reticulata (guppy)
Lineage: Eukaryota; Metazoa; Chordata; Actinopteri; Cyprinodontiformes; Poeciliidae
Source: RefSeq, a predicted model, not a curated record